Molecule: messenger RNA, 1257 nt
Organism: Ustilaginoidea virens
Lineage: Eukaryota; Fungi; Ascomycota; Sordariomycetes; Hypocreales; Clavicipitaceae
Exons: 3
Coding region: 1-1257 (418 amino acids)
Biological process (GO): UDP-galactose transmembrane transport
Cellular component (GO): endoplasmic reticulum membrane; Golgi membrane
Molecular function (GO): UDP-glucose transmembrane transporter activity; UDP-galactose transmembrane transporter activity
Source: RefSeq, a predicted model, not a curated record
AUGGCACGCGUCAAGCAAGUCCCCGUCAAGCGCGCAUCGUCCUCCGAGUACUUUAGCAAGCAGACACUGGCCUGGCAAGACGGCACGACCAAGCCCGAGUCCAUGCCCAUGCCCAUGCCCAUGCCCGGGCAGGGCCGGCCCGACGCCGGGCUGGUGCAGCUCGUCAUUGCCGUCGCGGGCAUCUACGCUUCCUUCCUGACCUGGGCGUACCUGCAGGAGAAGCUGACGACGACGCCGCACGGGACGCCCGACGCGCCGGAGCGGUGGCACUUCCCCGUCUUCCUCAACACGGUCCAGUCCGUCUUCGCCGCCUCGGUCGGCUGCGUCUACCUGGUCGCCUCGACGCCCCGCGGGUCGCCCGUGCCGCCCGUCAUCCCCUCGCGCGGAAUCCUCGCGCCCCUGGCCCUCGUGGCCCUGACCAACAGCCUGGCCAGCCCGUUCGGCUACGCCAGCCUGGCCCACAUCGACUACAUCACCUUUCUGCUCGCAAAGAGCUGCAAGCUGCUGCCCGUCAUGCUGCUCCACGUCACCGUCUUUCGCAGGCGCUACCCCCUGCACAAGUACCUCGUCGUGGCCGCCGUCACCGCCGGCGUCGCCCUCUUCACCCUGCACUCGGGCAAGCGGCCCAGCCACGGCGGCGGCGACAAGUCGUCGUCAGCGUCCGGCAGCGGCAGCAGCAGCAGCAGCAGCAGCGUGGCCUGGGGCAUGCUCCUCCUCGCCUUCAACCUGCUCUUCGACGGCCUGACCAACAGCACCCAGGACCACAUCUUCCGCGCCUUCCGGCCCUACGGCGGCCCGCAGAUGAUGUGCGCCAACAACCUCAUGAGCACCCUCGUCACGGGGCUGUACCUCGUCGCCAGCCCCUACCUCGUCGCCACCGGCCUCGGCGACUGGCUCGGCAUGGACGUGGCCGCCGGCGGCAGCGCGGGCGAGCUGGCCGCCGCCCUGGCCUUUAUGCGCCGCCACCCGGCCGUAUGGAAGGACGUUCUCGGCUUUGCCGCCUGCGGAGCCGUCGGCCAGGUCUUUAUCUUCUACACCCUCUCCACCUUCUCGUCGGUCCUGCUCGUCACCGUCAACGUCACCCGCAAAAUGUUCACCAUGAUCCUGUCCGUCCUCGCCUUCGGCCACCGCCUGUCCCACAUGCAGUGGCUCGGCGUCGGCCUCGUCUUUGGCGGCAUCGGCGUCGAGGCUGCCGUGGCUCGGAGGGAAAAGGUGGCCAGGGAGGCCGCCAGGGACGGCGUCAAGAAGGAUUCGUGA